AUGGAGGGCAGCCCAGAGCAGCUGCAUCUGGCCAAGGCACUCGGGGAGGCUGGGGAUGGGAGGGACUUGGCUGAAAUCCAGGAGCUGGCCCUGAAGUGGUUCAUGGAGACACAGGCCCCCUCUAUCCUGCAAAAUGGAGCUCUGCCCCCCUGGUUUCAUGGAUUCAUCACUCGCAAGCAGACAGAGCAGCUGCUCAGGGACAAAGCUCUUGGUUCCUUCCUCAUCCGCCUCAGUGACCGGGCUGUCGGCUACAUCCUGUCUUAUAGGGGUAGUGAUCGCUGCCGCCAUUUUGUCAUCAACCAGCUCCGAAAUCGACGUUACCUUGUCUCAGGAGACACCCUCAGCCACAGCACCCUGGAAGAGCUCCUACGCCAUUACCAGGAAGUGCAGCUUGAGCCUUUUGGGGAGACCCUUGCUGCUGCUUGCCCACGGGUAGAGGAAAAUGACCUGUAUGACGCCGUCAACACGGGCCUCCAGCAGACUAGUCUAGGCCUGGAAAAUGCAGCUGCCACGGAAUUUCCCACCGUGGUUCCUGACAAGGCCACCAGCCCUCGCCUUCCUGCCAAGCCCCAGGUCUCCUUCCUGCACACCAAGAAAGGCCUGGAUGGGAGUCCCUGGACUGUCUCAAAAGAAGAAAGUGCAGAGGCACCCACUAGAGCGCCCCCCAUUCCCCAGAGGAGUCCCUCUCUUCUGGAUGAGCCUUCUGCAGGCCCCAGUGAUAUCAUUUACGCGGACCUGAAGAAGACGAACCGCGCACAGCAAGGCCUGGGCACAGAGGUGUCCGGCAGACACAGGCCAGCUCCAGCUGGCAGCCUGGCUUGUUCCCCAGGCAGGAAGCCCUCAAGGAAUCUCUCAGAUGAAGACCAGAACAAUCCCAAUAGCCCAGAGCCUGCCCCGUCUGGGGUGAAGACAGACCAGUGUGCUGCAAUGCCUUACAGUUCCUUAGGAUUGCCCCUGCUCCCCAAUUCUGAGGCCCUGGGACCACGGGCUACUACUUGGAAGCAGGGGUUUCGAAAGCUGAGCCACGACGAGGCUCAAUCCUCCUCUGAGGCCAGCUCUACGGAUACCUACCAGCUUGUUGGGACAGCAGGCCUACGACAGGAGAGUAGGGGUAGACCAGACCAAGGAGGCAGCCCUUAUGAGCAGAUUCCAACCUGCUGGCAAAGCACUGCUAAGUUCCCAUACCCUGGAACCAGUCCCACCUACAGCCAACUAUCAGGGCCCAUGAACUAUGGCUAUGAGAAGAUCUCAGGGACCUCUCAGCUCCCAGAGCCAGGGAACACCUAUGAGCAAAUCCCAGCCUCCAAGAACAAGGACACUGGACGGGCGCACAAGCCUGACAAGUUCCGGAGGCUCUUCUUCACAGACAAGAAGCACAAAUUCUGA
Molecule: messenger RNA, 1386 nt
Organism: Peromyscus eremicus (cactus mouse)
Lineage: Eukaryota; Metazoa; Chordata; Mammalia; Rodentia; Cricetidae
Gene: Sh2d7
Product: SH2 domain containing 7
Exons: 6
Coding region: 1-1386 (461 amino acids)
Cellular component (GO): cytoplasm
Source: RefSeq, a predicted model, not a curated record